Centrocercus urophasianus (Greater sage-grouse) is the source of this 1917-nucleotide messenger RNA. RefSeq names its product epoxide hydrolase 2 (gene EPHX2). Gene Ontology annotation, molecular function: lipid phosphatase activity; magnesium ion binding. Bases 53 to 1741 code for a protein of 562 amino acids. The record is from RefSeq and is a predicted model, not a curated record. Gene Ontology annotation, cellular component: peroxisome. The transcript is spliced from 19 exons. Gene Ontology annotation, biological process: phospholipid dephosphorylation; cholesterol homeostasis. Lineage: Eukaryota; Metazoa; Chordata; Aves; Galliformes; Phasianidae.
UCAGGCGGCUGAGUGGAGGUCACGGGUUCGAGACCGGGCGGUGGCGGCAGUCAUGGCGCGGCGGUUUGCGUUGUUCGAUUUAGGCGGAGUGCUCUUCGAGCCCGGCCUGCAGCACUUUCUGGGCUCCUGCGAGCGGAGCUACGCCUUGCCCAGGAAUUUCUUGCGGGACGUCCUGUUUGCAGGUGGUUCUGACAGCCCCCACAACAAGGUGAUGCGGGGGCAGAUCACCCUGUCCCAGCUCGUCUCGGAGGUGGAUGAGGGUUGCAGGCAGCAGGCCUCCACUUCAGGCAUCACGUUACCAACCAGCUUUUCCAUCGCCCAUGUGUUUGAGGAGGUAGCAGCCAAGGGCACCCUCAAUGCCCCACUGCUGCGGGCUGCCAGCAUGCUCCAGAGGAAUGGGUUUAAGACCUGUGUCUUCACCAACAACUGGGUGGAUGACAGUGCAGGGCGGCUCUUCACCUCCUCUCUGCUGACCAUGCUGCAGCGGCACUUCGACCUGGUCAUUGAAUCAUGCCGUGUGGGGCUGCACAAGCCAGAUCCCCGCAUCUACACCUACACCCUGGAGCUGCUGCAGGCACAGCCACAGGAGGUGAUCUUUCUGGAUGACGUUGGGGAGAACUUGAAGCCAGCCCGAGAGAUGGGAAUGGCCACCAUACUUGUCAGGGACACCGACACCGUCCUGAAGGAGCUGCAGGAGCUGUCAGGCGUGCAGCUUCUCCAGCAAGAAGAACCGUUGCCGACUGCCUGUGAUCCAGCCACCAUGAGCCAUGGAUAUGUGUCCAUCCGGCCCGGUGUGCAGCUGCACUUCGUGGAGAUGGGGCAUGGCCCUGCUAUCUGCCUGUGCCACGGCUUCCCCGAGUCCUGGCUCUCCUGGCGCUACCAGAUUCCUGCCCUGGCUGAUGCUGGCUUCCGUGUCAUUGCUUUGGAGAUGAAAGGCUACGGCGAGUCCACAGCACCGCCAGAGAUAGAAGAGUAUUCCCAGGAGCAGAUCUGUAAGGACCUUACCGUUUUCCUGGACAAACUGGGCAUCCCACAAGCCGUGUUCAUCGGUCACGACUGGGGUGGUGUAGUGGUCUGGAACAUGGCCCUCUUCUACCCUGAGAGAGUGAGGGCCGUGGCCUCACUGAACACCCCAUACCGACCAGCAGACCCCACAGUGGACAUCGUGGAGAAGAUGAAAAGCUUCCCUAUGUUUGAUUACCAGUUCUACUUCCAGGAGCCGGGCGUCGCAGAGGCUGAGCUGGAGAAAGACAUCGGCCGUACCCUGAAAGCCCUUAUCCGUUCCAUCCGCCCAGAGGACCGCCUGCGCUCGGUACCUGGCAUGCAUAGUGUCCAGGAGCGAGGGGGGCUGCUGGUCGGCUUCCCAGAGGACAUUCCUGAGAGCCUCAUCCUGCACGGUGCUGUGCUGCAGUACUACAUCGAGCGCUUCCAGAGGUCUGGCUUCAGGGGUCCACUGAACUGGUACCGGAACAUGAGACCCAACUGGCACUGGGCACUCUCAGCCAAGGACAGGAAGAUCCUCAUGCCAGCACUGAUGGUGACAGCGGGGAAGGAUGUGGUGUUGUUGCCCAGCAUGAGCAAGGGCAUGGAGGAGUGGAUCCCACAGCUGCGCCGGGGGCAUCUGGAGGCAUGUGGCCAUUGGACACAGAUGGAGAGACCUGCGGCCCUGAACAAAAUCCUGGUGGAGUGGUUGGAGGGCCUCCCUCCGGAUGGGGCCAUGCUGAGGGUAUCUCGGCUGUGAGCAUCCCUGCAGCUCCAUCCCAGGGCUCCCCUUGCCCUGGGGUGAUGCUGGAAGGGAGGAUUUGGUAAGGAAGUCUGGAUGCACUGACGCUGCUGCUGCUUCAGGAAUUGCCUUUUGCCUUUGUAACACAGAGAAAUAAAGCAUCCAUGGGGCUCAGCCCCCCACUGCUUCUCCCA